GAUUAUGAUAGGAGAGUCAAAGCAGGAAGUCAACGGAAGGAGCGAGUUUUAUUUAAAAAAAACAAAAAAGAAGACCUAAAAAGGACAAUGUUUAUGUGACAGAAAGGAGGAAAGGAAGAGAUUCAAGAGAAGAAAGGAAAGCGAAAGUGUGUCACGUUUUGUUGAUGCUGUUGCUGUGAAUGAAUCUGCGAUACGAUACGCACACACAUCAUCAUCAUCGCCACAUGCAUAUUAUGCGUAUAUACGCGUAGAUCUGAUAAAGAAAGUAGAAAGAACAGACAGAAGAAGAAGAAGAAGAACGAGGCCAUGUCGGGAUUCAGAGACGCUCGCUGUUUUCCGCGUCCAAUCCUCGCUGUGAAUCUCGCCCUCGCUCUUCUCCACGUUGUCGUUGCGUUCCUCGCGUUCUUUCAGUUGCUGAGAAUUCACAUGAGGAAUGCGCAGCUUGGUUGGACUCGUCAAAAAGUGUUCCAUGUAUUGAUUGGCUCUUCUAAUUUGGGUUACGUCAUUUAUUUGGCAUUGACACUUGUUGCUGCCUGCAAGGGAUGGACCUGUUGGUCGCAUUCUUGUGGUUUUGUAUUUAUGGCUUUCCCCAAAGUACUUUUUUUUGCAGCAUUUCUUCUUCUUUUAUCCUUCUGGGUUGACCUUUGCCAUCAGGCAGAUGAUGAUGAUGACUAUGAAGGAAGUUUUUGUGAUAACCCUUUGCUGGAAAAGACUUCAAAUGAAUCAAAUUUAGCAAGCAUAGAUAGCCAUAGAAAGUGUUUUCCUUUUUGGUUUGCUCGUGUUGGAAAUCGGCAAAAGAUUGUGAUUUUGGUUACUUUGCUAGUUUUCAUCAUCGUGGUUGCUUUUGCUGUAGUAAUCUGGAUUGGGUUAGGAAAGAAUCCCAUUGAUUCUGAAGUGGCAGCUCGGAUAUAUUUAUAUCUUUCUGCUAUUGGAAUGCUUUUGUUGGGAGGAGCAUUAGCAUGUUAUGGAAUUCUAUUAUGCUUGAAAAUGAGCAGAGUGAGAGCCGAGAAACCUUCAUCUGAAAUGUGGAAGGUUGCAGGUUUAACUAUUGUCUCUGUACUAUGCUUCACAUCAAGUUCCUGUGUAGAACUUUUAACCGAUAUCCCUAUGCAGUAUAACUGGCAUCUGCGGCGUCUGAAUGAUGUUUACUCCUCGCUUUUACUCAUUUUGUAUUAUUUUGUGGGUUCAUCAAUACCUUCAGCAUUGGUACUGUGGGUAAUGAGAGAAUUACCACCUGAAGAAGCUGCUAGCAUAUCUGAAGAAUCAAGUACAAUAGCUUUUGUUGCUGAUAGUUCAAUUGCAAUCCAUCAUCCUCAACGCUGGACUACAGCAACAAGCAUGCAGAAUCAGGCAGCACUUUAAGAUUCACAUUCAUAUUGUUCCUACAAGUGUCAUCGUACAAGACAUCAAGAGCGAGUCCUAUAUGAUUAUGCGUUAACAUUUGCAAAUAUAUCUUGUUCUGCUGGAGUUUGGACGGCUUAAUGAAAUUUUCUCAGAAUGUUUAAACCCUAGAGUGCAGAUGGGAGAAAAUGAUGAUGAUGAUGGAUGCAAGUGCUUAUGGGCCUUGAGGUUUCCCUUCCAACUGUAUUUACAAUCUAAAUCUAAAUGUAUAUAGCAGCAAUUUGAUAUAUGAAAAAUUCUUUUCUUUCCAUACAAAUUUUGGUACACUACUGUUUCAAUGCUGGUUGAGUAUUUUUCUGAGUUUGAAUAAUUCCCUUCUGAUGUGAAUAUGACUGUUGCCAAGUGAGCAUGUUCUUCUAGCCUGCUUGCAAGCUGAA
Messenger RNA from Glycine soja, 1778 nucleotides. RefSeq names its product tobamovirus multiplication protein 1-like. The transcript is spliced from 15 exons. The coding region runs from base 307 to 1362 and encodes 351 amino acids. The record is from RefSeq and is a predicted model, not a curated record. Lineage: Eukaryota; Viridiplantae; Streptophyta; Magnoliopsida; Fabales; Fabaceae.